Porites evermanni is the source of this 2214-nucleotide messenger RNA. The record is from the annotation of a GenBank genome assembly. NCBI's taxonomy places the organism in Eukaryota, Metazoa, Cnidaria, Anthozoa, Scleractinia, Poritidae.
AUGGAUGUUUAUCUGUUUCAAAAUAUUCUUCCCGUCGUAAUUGCCGUGGCUGUGGUAGCAAUUAGCUGGUACUUAUGGCGAAGAAAAUCCAAGGGUUUUUCUGUCAAUUCUGAACAGGAAGAGUUGAGGUCGGGAGAUGAAAGAGCACAGAAUGUGUCCCAUAAGGUAAAAAGGAAAUUGAUUUUCUGAUUUCUACUUAACCUGAUUUACGCUUAUCAUGUCGUCCUAAAGCUUUUAAAUUCAUUUGUCUAUGAAAUAAAAGAAGAGAUUUUUAGAUAUCAUUAUAUUUUCUGGCACUUCUCUUUGCGUAUUGUAAAACAAUGAGUCGAUCGAAAUCUGUCUGGACUGGUCUUAGUAGUUCUUAACCUUGUACAGUAUUACAUGUAAGCUUAACUUAGCAUUCGAACUACCAUAAAAUUGUUUUUAAAUCAGUUAAUAUUGCAAACUGUGUCUUUAAAUGGAAAGUGGCAUUCUGAACGUCUUGUUUUUUUUCUUUUGUUGUUUUUUUUGUUUUUGCAAUAAAUCUUCUCAUUUAAGCUUAUAACUUCAAGUUCUGUUGACCAAAAAUUUUCCGAUCACCUGCGCCUUGUUCGGAAGCGAUUUGUUAAAAUAAACUUCACUUGCAUUUAAGAAUAAAUACUAUCAAAAAAAAGUUUCAGACAGUUAACUAGAUUUAGUUUCAUUCCAUUUCGUUGUAAUAGAGUUGUUGUGUUACACAAAAGCAAAGGUGAUUUAUUUCACUGAAAUGUCCCUCUACACAGGAUGGAUGUUUUUUUUUCUAUGUGUAUCUUUUAGUGAUCAGAAGUUGGAAACCUUCAAACCAAGGAAGGAAACUAUGAGUUAGAGAAUUUUGCCUACAGGGUGUUUACAUCACCAUUAUUUAUCAAAUACAACGUAACUUUAAUUACCAUAUAUAGCAAAAUAAUGUUACAUAUUUUCUUAUUUUUCUUUCUUUUCCCUUGUCAAAAACUGGAAAAAAUACAAUUGCCAUGACAAUGACCGAAAUAGUGUUACAGGCCACAUAAAAUAUAAUUUGAUUGAUAUCAUGCAACAAACCAUCUUCACCAAGACCAGGUGAUAACGUUAUCAACUGCAGCUGUAUUUCCGUUUUUCCACUUGUAUUAAUUUUCUCUUAUAGUUUCCUUGGAAAAUCAAGAUGAAGACAAAUUGCUCCCUUUUAGCUCUACCGUACUGUAGCAGGGUUGUGAUAGUCACUAGAAAAACCUGAAUUUUAGAGUUCAAUGCUCAUGUAGUAUUUUUGAGUUAAAUUAUUCCAGGUUUUAGAGGCGGUAUGUGGCAUCACCUAUAUUGUUGAUGGUUGCCCUAAAGGCAACUCUUGCAUGUCUGUCUUGCUGGGGAUGUAGCUAAGGAAAAGCUGAGCUGGUUUUUCUAUUUGUCAUGACGGGUUUUUUCUCAACUGCAUCUUCACUGAAUUACCCCACGUCCUUUUUUUCCAGAGUAAUUUGAGCUGGUGGUAAGCUCUUUUUUUCAGCCAGUGAAAUUAGCCAGCAGCUGGCUCUUAGCAACAUUGCUAUGGCAUUUUUAACCCACAGAUGGUAUUUACUCUGUGAUUGUCAAGAUAGUGGAGACAGUAUUCACUUGUAGUCUUUCACACCCAAUUCUAACCACCCAAAGAUCUAAUACUGUUAAAUCUUAUAGUCUGUCUGUCCAUGACCUCAUUUUCUCUUCAUGUCGCACUGUAAAGAUACAGACAAUGUCAACAUUUUCGAGACCCUUUGACUGCUUACACUGAAUUCUAAAAGACUCCAGCUUCCUUGUCAAAAGUAUCUUUUUUUGAAUACCUUCAUUUUUUAUCGUUUUAGUGUAGAUGUCUAAUCCCCUAAAAAUGCCCAAAAAUGCAUUUAUUUUCUAAUAAAAAAUGUAUUUUGGAUUAGUCUUGCAGUUACAACUGUACACUCAUUUUAAGAAGUAUUUACGUGUUUUGUUUUAACUUAACCCAAGGAUGAUGAGGAAGAAGUGACUUUUGAAGAGGCUGCCAAGUUUUUACAAGGUGCAGGCCUAAUAAAGGCAAAAGAUAUCCAUUACCUUCCAGCAGAUGAGAAAGAGAUGCUGCCACAAGACAAAGGUAAACAGCAACUGACAGACAAUGAACAGAAAAAGAGGAUCAAAGAGAUGACAGUCAAGGAUGCAUCUAACAUUCAGACUUACUACAAGUCGUCUCGGCUGGGUAUCAAAGAGAUUGAAAGCCAAAUG